Molecule: messenger RNA, 3759 nt
Organism: Acanthosepion pharaonis
Lineage: Eukaryota; Metazoa; Mollusca; Cephalopoda; Sepiida; Sepiidae
Source: the annotation of a GenBank genome assembly
AUGUCCAAGGAAAAUCUAUUGUCCAGCCAGACAGAAGAUGAUCCAAAUCUAUUUGUAGCUUUAUACGAUUUCCAGUCAGGAGGAGAGAACCAGCUCAGUAUAGUAAAAGGUGAACAAAUGACGAUCCUUUGUUAUAAUAAAGGAGGUGAAUGGUGUGAAGUAAAAAACAAAGCAGGAGACAUUGGCUGGGUACCAAGCAAUUAUAUUGCACCAGUCAACAGCUUAGACAAGUUCUCCUGGUACCAUGGACCCAUUUCCAGAAAUGCUUCGGAAUAUUUAUUAAGCAGCGGAAUUAAUGGUAGCUUUCUAGUACGAGAAAGUGAAAGCAGUCCUGGACAACGGUCAAUAUCUGUACGAUAUGAAGGAAGGGUUUACCAUUAUAGAAUAAGUGAAGAUUCAGAUGGCAAGGUUUAUGUAACGGCAGACCACCGGUUCAACACUUUAGCUGAACUUGUUCACCAUCACUCCAUUCAUGCAGAUGGCCUGGUUACCACUCUCCUCUACCCAGCCCCUAAAAGAAACAAGCCCACAGUGUUUGGCUUUAGUCCAGAGCCAGACAAGUGGGAAGUAGAAAGAACAGAGAUAGCCAUGAAACACAGGCUAGGUGGUGGUCAAUAUGGUGAUGUUUAUGAAGCAGUAUGGAAAACGUAUAACAAAACAGUCGCUGUAAAAACUCUGAAGGAGGACACAAUGGCAUUAAAAGACUUUUUAGAAGAAGCAUCAAUCAUGAAGGAAAUGAAGCAUCCUAAUUUGGUCCAGUUAUUAGGUGUCUGUACAAGAGAACCUCCAUUUUAUAUUAUCACAGAAUUCAUGACUCAUGGUAACUUACUGGACUAUUUGCGUAGUAGCAAUAAGGAAGAUAUUGGACCCACUGUACUUAUGUACAUGGCAACACAAAUCUCAUCAGGAAUGGCCUAUCUGGAAGCAAAAAACUAUAUCCACAGGGAUCUUGCUGCCCGAAACUGUCUGGUUGGUGAAAACCAUCUUGUGAAAGUAGCUGAUUUUGGGCUUGCUCGUCUCAUGAAGGAUGACACUUACACAGCUCAUGCUGGGGCCAAGUUCCCUAUUAAAUGGACUGCUCCUGAAGGUCUAGCCUACAAUAAAUUCUCAACAAAAUCUGAUGUUUGGGCAUUUGGAGUGCUACUUUGGGAGCUUGCUACAUACGGUAUGUCGCCAUAUCCUGGAGCUGAUUUAACAGAAGUAUACCACUUGUUGGAACGUGGUUACCGAAUGGAUCGACCUGCUGGCUGUCCUGCUAAUGUUUAUAGGUUGAUGCUCAAAUGUUGGCAGUGGGAAGCUAAAGACAGACCUACAUUUAAAGAUAUCCACAAUGCUUUGGAAAAUAUGUUUGAAAAAUCAAGUAUUAGUGAAGAAGUUGAAAAGGAACUUGAAAGUGAGAAAUGGCGAACUCCAGAUAAAUCCAAGAAAGCUCGGGCCCAAAGUCUUGAUAGUUCUGAGCAUAUUGGUAUUGAUGGUCGGACUAGUGCAGGUCCUACACCUCCGGCGGGUCGGCGUGCUCCUCUUACUCUUGAUGACUCUGACAAGCGACAAGUUGCAGAUAUUCUCCAGCGGAAGUCAUCUCGAAAGAAGACUCCAGCACCAGUGCCUCCCCAGCGUACAACGUCGUUUCGGGGCCAACAAUCAAUCGACUCGUCCGAAAUGGAGUCUGAACUGAAAACAAAAAUAAAGCAACAGAAGGCUAAGAUUGAGGCUGCCACCCUGCAUGAGCACUCUGCUGAGCACUCAGUCUCGCUGGAUCAGGACAAUUAUUUUGACAACCAUGUGUUUACAAAAACUAAACAUCUCUCAUUGAAGGGAAGCUCUCCGAAGUCAUUUCGUCGGCAUGAUAAUGAGAAAUUUCAAGAAAAACUUGAAGACAGUUUCCCUCGCCAGAUGAUAGAAAGUUUUAAAGGUUCGCAUAUUGACAAGUCAAAGUAUAUUAUUACAGAUUUAGGAAAUAAGAACCAAAGACCUCCUCCGGGUCAUUUGAAUCAUCUUAUUCCUGCUGAGAUCCGACCUGAAAGACCAAAGAUCGACAAAGAGACAAGCACCAGUGAGGAAAGCAUUGAAGCAGCAACAGUACAUGGAGGUUGUUAUCCCAAGGUGCCACAAUCUUUGCCAACUCAACGGUCAUUCAGUGCAAAGAAAGGUAAAUCUUUGACAGACAGCCAAGGCAGUGAAGAUGCAGUUGAACAUGAUAAUUUUGUCAGUGUAGGAAAAUUAGAUGCAGACAAUGUGAAGAAAACCAUUAGUCGUUAUGGAACCAUCCCCAAGGGUGUCAGAAUUGGUGCUUACCUUAAGUCGAUGGAGGAUGAGUCAAAUCAGACUGACCAGCGGGACUCAAAUAUAGAUGAUGUUGAUUCGGGGACAGAUACUGCCAGUGUGACAUCCUGUCCCCCAUUACCUACCACCGCUGAGACGCCGGGAGACAGCAGUAAGGAAGAUGACAGCAACAGCAUUGGCAUCAAACAGGAACACAACCUGAAGCCAUCAGCUGUUGUUAAGUCUCAGUCUUCACAGAUGCUGGUUGACAAUCAGAAAUCUCCUCUUACUGGCUUACUCCAACGUCAAAAGUCUGAUCUUACUCAUGGUAAGGUGCAGGGGGUGAAGAAUGACUAUUCCCCAUCGAAGCCUGAGAAUAGUCUCUUCCCCGGGGUUCCCACAGCAGCAAAUAAAAUGGAGGAUGCUGCAGAGUCCAGCAAACCUCGACCAAGUCCUCGAUUCUCUCAUGUGUUUGAUGACUCAAACGAUACAAAAAAAGAUGAAAAGAAAGAAAAUAAGAAAUUUCCUAAUAAACCUCUCAAGUCCCCAGACGAUGUCCCCCAAGAGUUACGUAGUUUUCAAAAAGUUGGACAACCAUUUCCCUCGCGGCCACCAGGCCUAGCUCAUGUGAAUGAUUCGAGUCCUACAAGCACAGAAUCGACCCUGGUCAGCAGUCCUGACUCUGUUGUGGAGAAAUCGAAAGGAGAUGUGCGCUCGCCACCUCCAAGGCCCCCAACACGGGCCAGAAUAAUGGUGGCAGACUCAGAAGAUGGCAAAUCUUCUAAAGAAGGAGAUGACAAUGUUGUUCCAUCUGGGGUCUUGUCCAAGCUGGCCUCCAAAGUGAAGCUGCCACUGUUGCCCCCAACAAGUGAAGCAGCCCCUCUGAAGUCCACUGGGCGGAGUGUUGACAUCUCUCGAGACACAGAUAAAUUAGCGAAGGGGGACCAUCCUGCUGAAAAGUUCAGCACUAACUCUGACAAUGCUGCUGGCCGCAUGACCCCAGGCAUCACCCACAAACCCCCGCCUGGAAACCAAAGGGAUGAGUCUACUCAUAAAUCUAUGUUCCCUAGUCUUAGAUCUGCUUCUGCAUCACAUCGUACUACGGAGAGUGACCCUUCUGACAGCAAAACGAACCAAUCCAACCAGACUGCUGAUAAAAACUUGGCUGUGGACUUACCAGUGUCAAAAGACCUAAUUAUUGAAGCCUCAGGACAGCUGGACGGCCGCAUUGACUCUUUGGCCACCAGCAGCUCCAAGAGUUCUGGAGAGUUCAUGGAUCUCUCCAAACAAGUGCAGACAUUUCAUGAAAUGUGUUCUCAAUUUAUUGACUCUUUACCGCCACAUGCAAAGUUCCAUAUCCGGGAACUACUCACUCGACUGCAGUCGUUUAGUCAAAACCUAAAGACUGUGUCAGGGAGCUGUUCUUCUGGGGGUUCCAACCUAUUGGAUGACAUUCAGAACACAAAUAAAGAAAUCCUUCAGGUUAUACAGCGAUGA